AUGGCGGUGCCGUCCGGAGUCUCGCGGGCCGCGAAGCAGCCAGAGAAACGCGCGGAACAGGCGUCGCCACUCAAGAGGCGCGCGUGGUGGUGGACAGAUGCGACAGCAGACAGCGACAUGGAGCGCGCCGUCGCUGCGAGCGAGACGGAGCUGCUGAAUGCCGCUGUGUUGUGUGCAGCGCUAUCUGCGACGCAGUCGGAGCCUAUCGAGACUGACGGGCCGGUGAACGACCGCUCAAUGCGUGAACUGGAUAUGCAUGUGCGCAAGUCGCCUCUUCCGCACAGUCUGCGGUUUCCGGUGCUGGCGUUCACACCCGACUACGUCCUCAUAGAGUCGGAGCUCGCUAUGCUCUGUGCUGUACGAGCCACGAAACCUACUGAUGUUAUACAGACUGUGGUGAGCUCAGCCGCUCCUUUCUCUCGUCCUUAUUUGCAUCGAUUCGGUGGAGCGAGGAUCCAUGCGCCGUUUUGGAAGCGAACACAGCGUCUCGACUUGCAAGACAUCCAUCAAAAAGCACGACAAGCUAAGAAGAUGCUGCUCUUGUGCGGUCACUCUAUCGGUGGCAGCAUUGCGCAGCUGGCAUUCUGUGAACUGGUGUAUCUGCACUUACCGACAAAAACGAGAUUGCUGUUAGAAAAGAGAGACUACGACGAGCAGAAGCACGAAGAAAAUGGCACAAAAACAAGUGAUGCAUUGGACUUCCGACUGAUGAUGCAAGGCAUGGAACAAGAAGAGCGCUCGGCAAUAUUUCGCAGUAUGCCACAUGUGUUGGCAAUCGGUUUUGGGGCUCCGUAUAUUGGAUCUACUGGACUUUCAGUAUUUCUGGAGUCACUGAAGCUUAGCAAGCGAGUAAUGACGUUUGUAAAUGAGUAUGACUGCAUCCCAAGUAUACUCAAUGUUGCUCAGUCAGCAGCGAUGGUUGCAAAAACGGCUGAGCGGUUUAUCACGAUUACGAAAGCGACGAAAGCACUGGCAAACUUGUUGCCCGUUCGGAUGCAACAACGAUUUAUUAAUUUGGCAGCAACCACCGACACUGGUAUCGUCCCAAAUGCGAGUUCGGCAUACUUGUCGAUGACGUUGAACAUUCUGCAAAGCACGUUCUACAAAUUUCGAGAAUUCAACAUCAUGAAGGAAAUUGAUUACCAGUAUUGUCCAUGCGGGACGUACAUUUUUCUCUCGAAGUCCGGAGCUGAUUUUCAGAUUUAUUCGGACCCAGGCGCUAUCAGCAAGGUGAUGGGUAAGGAAGAAGACUCGGAUCCUACCUUGACGGGCAACGCUAUUUUACAGCACUUGAUGAGUGCAUACGUCGAUUCGGUUGCACGCCGUUCGAAAUCCGUUCAGAUCAACGCGUCAAUGGAUUUUUAUGCGCGCCUUGGCAUUCCACGAAACGCGACAGCGAAACAAAUACGGAGUGCUUACAAGCGACUAGCAUUAAAGUGGCAUCCGGAUCGGUGGGCGAAUAGUUCGGCAAAUCCUCAGGAACGGGCCUCUGCGGAAGAAAUUUUCAAAUUACUGGCAGAGUCGUACGAGGUACUGUCUGAUGUUGAAGCACGUCAAACGUACGAUGCACAUUUGACCGACUCGCCUAGUCUUAAGGAAGAGUUUAUGCGCAAUGGAACAGUAAACGGAAUGACGCUCGAUGAGGCUAUUGCUACUUUCCAAGACGUGAUUGAUAAUAUUUCUGGGGUGGUAUCAAAGGUGACAUCGCGCUUCUCGACUCCAAAGUCGACGGUAGUGAACCCGCUCCGAAUGCCAUCGUCCAGUAGCAGCAGCCUGAGGCCAAACAAUCAUGACAACAUUUUUGCGCCAGAUCGAAUACGAGUGUCACGUACAGUGGGAAUUGGUGCUGACCAGCAUGAGCAAAUCCUGUACCUGGAACCAGAGGAAAUCAUAGCAGGCGAUGUUGCGGCAUCUAGCCAUGCAACAGGUAGCUCUUCAUCUUCAGCUGUCGGCUUGCGAACUGUUUCUGUGGUGGGUGGGGCUGUUGCUGUUGGAGCAAGUGUUGCGCUAAUCGUAAGUGCAUGGUCGCAGUACUCGGAGAUGUCGAAGCAAAAGCGCCAGGCUGCAGCGGUGAGAGCUAUGCCUGCUGAGUGUUUGUUGCUGCUGCUGGAAGAUUAUCACAGUACGCAGCGUUACGAUACAACGCAGCUACUUUUGCAACAAGCUGAUGACCGGGAGAAAAGAAAAGAUGCCGUGUCACUUGCCGUUCCUGAUGUGGAUAGAAAAACAGGCGAAAGCAUUAGUAAAGGAUACGCUGCCGCAGCGCUUGCUACUAUGAAACAAGAAGAAGAUGCCGCAGAAACUGAGCUUAUCGAAGACUAUUUUGAUUGCACCACGGAGUAUGAUAGUGUUGCCUUGGAGUUGAUGGCCGAGGAGGAGUUCUUCGACUGCGUUGAACUUAUGGAUGAAGUGGCGAUGCACUUUGGUGACGACGCACUGGAAGAAGAUAAGCGCGUGAGCGAGGGACCAGAUGAAGGUCGCGAGGCUGUGUUUGCAAGUGAGAUUGUUGCUUUUCCCUGUGGGUCAAUUGUCAACACACCCUUCGGUCUUGCGACUGUGCAAGAUUGGAGGGAAAAGGAAAUUGCUGCUGUUGUGCGCUUCUCGUGCAAUGAGCACAUGGUCGGAUACAUACAAAAAGUAGAUAUCUCGCGCGGCGCUUUGGCAGCGAAAGAGGUUGCAAGUGCUGUUUUGGAAUUGAAGAGAGCAAAGCUCGCGGAUCGCGUGAUAGCUCGGUACCAUUUGGACAAUGGAGAGGCGAGUGAUAGCUUGAAGAAGCUAGUCGCUGCAGGUGGCGAUGGUGCUUUGGAUAGUGGAAUUCGUGCAUUUGGUGGUGUAGCGUUAGCGAACGGUAUGGCAAGGUCAUCUUCAGCUUUGGGUGGUGCGGUGGCUGCACCACUUACAAUUGCUUCGAUUCUUGUCGAUAUUGGAAAAGAGUACUACGACUACCGUAAGCGAUAUACUGACAAAAAGUCUCUCGGUGGGCUGUCGAAGACCACGGAGCAACUUCUGAUGCAAAAUUUUCGAUUGAAAACCGGCGAGGUCAUCGCCAGCCGUACUGCAGCAGCGGCAGGCGCAGGUAUAGGUGCAUAUAGUGUGGCAUCAGCCCUAGGAAUGUGGAGCACUGCUGGACUUGCAGCCGGUCCUGUGGGUAUAGUGGCUGCCACAAGUGCGGCUGUUGUCGGCGGCAUGCUAGGUUUCUUUGCCGGCUCCAAGGUAUAUUCAGCAUCUACCGCACGGUAUUUCGCAAGCCAGCAAAAUGCGAAGGAACACAUCGAUCGUCUGGAGCUCGGUGCACGAGUUUUGUUCGAUGAAUUCGAUCCUGACGUUACAGGCACGAUCUCCAAAGAAGAUUGUACAAAGCUGAUGAAAAAGUUGUACGGUGCGAUGGGCUCGGUUUCGGAAAGCAGUUACGAGCGAACCAUGGCAGUGCUCCAAGACGAUACACUUGAGGGUCCUGUGACGUGGGGAAUGUUUUGGGAGUGGGUUAGCACUGAGGCGGCCCGGGCUCUACGCGAUCUGGAGCAUGAAGAGUCCAACCGGUCUGAACGCGUAGCGAGCAAAUCGUGGUGGAACAGCUAUAUGACGUAUUUCUCAUACUUUGACUCGACACCAGCUGUGCCGCUACUUGCGGAACCGCGGGCUUCCGUGUACCCGUCUGUCCUUGCUGCAUUGGACCUAUCUGCAUCUUCGGCUGAGGCUGAUCGACCGCAAGCUAACAAAUCUGAGGAAGAGAGCCUAGUGUUGAAGGCGCAAAUUGAGUUCUUGGUGAAUAGUGAUCAUCUGACCGCUAUGGAUGCUUUCCAGCUUCGAGAGCAGCUAGUGUCCGACGAUCCAGGGGUGAGAGAGGCUGCGCAGAAAACUAUUGCCGCUUUGAACAAUGGGCUCUUGGACAAGGCGUCCGAUCAAGCUCUUGUAUGCGACGGAUUUGGCUAUACUGGAGGUGACACCAUGAAUACGAUUGUCGACGAGCCUGAGAAGGAGAGGAACUUAGCUCGCGCACAAACGUCAAAGAUUGCCGCCAAAGACCAAGGAAAAAGAAAAAAACACGAACCUGACGAACGGAUCGAUGUCAUGUGCUCGCUGAUGUCAACCCAAGGUCUGCAGCGCUUCUUGCAGCGACAGAAUAUUUUCGUUUCGACUGAGAAUGAAGCGUCUGUACGGCACGAAGACUUGCACUGUUUGGCGCUGAUGGCAACAGAUACCACUCUGUCAACGCUGGAAUCGUCAACCUGA
This is a messenger RNA of Hyaloperonospora brassicae, 4233 nucleotides long. NCBI's taxonomy places the organism in Eukaryota, Oomycota, Peronosporomycetes, Peronosporales, Peronosporaceae. The record is from the annotation of a GenBank genome assembly.